UUUGUUUUGCAGAUAUUUUUUUUUCUUUUAGUUGUAACGUUUCAUUAAAAAAAAUUAAAAUAAAAAAAAAUGGCUGCUCCUAAUUCACUUGAUUUACAAGAUGUUGGCUUCAUCUUUGUUCGCGAGUAUUAUACAUUUUUACACAAGAAACCUUACAGACUUCAUGCCUUUUACAGUGAUGAUUCCAUCUUUGUUAGAGGCGAUGAAGGCACCGACCCCGUCAAUGUGAAGGGCAAAGAAGAAAUUCGCAAAAAGAUUGAAGCUUGUCAUUUUGAGGAUUGUAAAGUUCUGGUGACCCAAGUGGAUAGUCAAGGUUCUGCCGAUAAUGGCAUCCUCGUUCAAGUCCUGGGUGAAAUGUGUAACGGCAACGGUCCAUCUCAAAAAUUCAGUCAAACCUUCUUUUUAGCCACUCAACCCAAUGGUUACUAUAUCUUGAAUGAUAUCUUUCGUUUCCUUAAAGACGAGGUUGAGAUUGAUUAUUAUACCUGUGAAGACGACACGAAACACAAUACGGAGACUCUUGUCAUUGAUAUGCCUACAGUCAAUCACCAACAAGUGGAAGAGGAACGUAGACUCGAACAACUUCGUUUAGAUCAAUUAAAAGAGGAGGAGGAAAGAAAACAAGAAGCAUUAAAGAAGGAAGAGGAGGAAAGAAAGAAGAGAGAGGAAGAUGAAUUAAAGAAACAAGAGGAAGCUUUGAUCAAAAAACAAGAACAUUUAAGAAAGGAGCAAGAAGCUACUGCUGCCGCUGCUGCUGCCGCUGCAACUGCUGCUAAAAAGUUAGAGGAAGAAAAUGCCAGAAAAGAGGAAGAGCAAGCCAAGAAAGAGGAAUUGGCAAAGAAAGAAAAGGAAGCAAAACCUAGCCUCGAUCAUAACAAGAAGGAGGAAGGUGUCGUUGAAGAAAAGAAAAAGUCUUCAAAGGCAGACAAGGGAAAGAAGGAUCAACAAAGAAAGGAGCAUAAGGCUGCCGCUGCUGCCGCUGCUGCUGCUGCUGCUACCAACGGUACUGCUACCCCUCCCACCACCACCGCCCCCACAGCACCUACCUCUUGGGCUGCUUUGACUGCUGCUGCUGCUGCUGCACCCCCACCUGCGUCCCCUGUUACAGGCACAGUAACACCCACACCUGCUGCACCAUCUCCCCUUCCGGCCGUUGCUACCGUAGAAGCACCUGUUACCCCUUCUACCAAUACCAACAACCCCGAUAAAGCUCCUCAACAACAACAACAACAACAACAGCAACAUCAACAGCAUCAAAAGUCUCAAGCACAAAAUGGGUCUAAAAAAGAAACUACUCACAUUUUUGUCAAGAACGUGACAGAUGCUAUUACAGAAGAACAAUUGGCAGAAGCCUUCAAUAAGAUUGGUCCUGUCAAAUCAUGCAACAUUUCACGUAGUCGUAACUGUGGAUUUUUAGAAUUUGAACAAUUGGAAUCUGCACAAAAGGCUUUGGCUCAAAAUAGAGUGUCUGUUGGUUCCUAUAUCGUGCUUGCUGAAGAACGUCGCUUUAAUAGCGGUCCUAGAAAUAAUUAUGGACGUCCCCAGCAAUCUUAUAAUGAUCGUAGACCAAAUACCAACAACAAUAAUAAUAAUAAUAAUAAUCGUCGUGGUGGAGGAGGUGCUAACGGAGGACCCAACAAUGGUCCAUCUCGUGUGAAUAAUAAUCAACCUGGUAAAGGCAGAGGUGCUCCUACUCCCAAAUAAUAAGUAAAAACACACACACACACACAAGAUAUACAUUAUUUAGAUUAUAUAUAAAACAAAAGGACAAAAAAUAAAAGUAUAUUUCGAACUGUAAAAAAAAAA
This is a messenger RNA of Mucor mucedo, 1806 nucleotides long. RefSeq lists its product as uncharacterized. Gene Ontology annotation, molecular function: mRNA binding. Gene Ontology annotation, biological process: ribophagy; protein deubiquitination. The record is from RefSeq and is a predicted model, not a curated record. The transcript has 3 exons. Gene Ontology annotation, cellular component: cytosol; Ubp3-Bre5 deubiquitination complex; ribonucleoprotein complex. NCBI's taxonomy places the organism in Eukaryota, Fungi, Mucoromycota, Mucoromycetes, Mucorales, Mucoraceae. Bases 70 to 1704 code for a protein of 544 amino acids.